AUGCUAUUUUCUCUUGUAUUUGCGACAAGACAAGCGAUCAAUGUAGAUCGUACAUGCAACCCAAAAGAAAACGCUACAUAUAAACUUGAAUCUGGCUUAUAUUCUGUCGAAAUCAUUGGCGCUCAAGGUGGUGAUUCAUGCAAGCACGGAGUAUUUGGAGCAUUCGGAGGAAAUGGCUCAAUUGUUCAAGCACAAUUACGAAUUAAAGGUGAAUAUUCUGUUGUAUUUAGUGUUGGUGAAAAGCCACCUACAGAUUGUACAAAAGAAUAUAAUCGUGGCGGCUUCCCAGAAGGAGGAUAUGGUGGUUCAGAUAAGGAAGGCUCUGGAAACGAACAAUCCGGCGGAGGUGGCGGAUUAACCGAAUUGAAGAUCAAAGAUACUAAUAUUGCCAUUCUGAUAGCAGGUGGUGGUGGAGGUGCUGCAUAUUCUCAUGUUGGUGGCUAUGGUGGUGACUUUGGCACAAACGGCGGUUAUAUUAUUGUUGAUGCUGAUUGUAAGACUUCUGGUCCAAAACACACGGAUUCCCGAGCUGGUGGCACUGGAGUCUGGUCUCAAUCAAUACCGGGAGGUGGUGGUGGAAGUGGCUAUCCAGGUGGUGUUGGAGGAACUUGGUCAAUAUAUAAUGAUUAUUGUUCCGCUGGUUAUGGUGGUUCUUCGUACUACAAUGAGACAUUAUCAAACCAAGGCUGGUUUGACGGCGUUCCAACAGUCAUUAAUGGAUCAAUUGCUCAAAGUUCCCAAUUUGGACACGGAUGCUAUCAAAUUCACAUAAUAUAUAAGUGUCCAAACUUCUGUUACCAUUGUUUGAGUAAAGAUGUUUGUGAACAAUGUAAUUCUGAUGCUUAUUCGUACAAAGGAAAGUGUUACUUAUCAUGUGAUCAUACAUACACAGCUCUCGGUGAAGGAACAUAUGUUUUAGAAGGAACUCAUCAGUGUGCAAAAUGUCAUAGUAGUUGUGAAACAUGUUCAGGUCAAUCGAGUGAUCAAUGCACAUCAUGUCCAGAUGGAAUGGUUCUUUAUCAAGGAUAUUGUAAACCUCCAUCAACACCUGUUUACACUCCAGUCAUCACACCUAUUACGACACCUGUGAUGACAUUCCAUGAGACACCAUUCGAAACAAUGUAUGAAACACCAUUCCUUACUAUGCACGAGACAGCAUUCGAAACUCCAUACUUAACAAAUCACGAAACACCUUUCAAUACAGUAUUUGAAACACCAUUCACAACAAACCACGAAACACCAUAUGAAACACCAUUUACAACAAUGUUCAAUACUCCUUAUUUAACAGAAUUCGAAACACCUUUCGUAACAAAUCACGAAACACCAUUUGAAACACAGUUUAUCACAGCAUUUGAGACACCAUAUCUAACAAAUUUUGAAACACCUUUCGUUACAGCAUUUGAAACACCUUUCUCUACAAAUGAAGUAACAGCAUUCGAAACACCAUUUAUGUCUAUGUUUGAAACACCAUUUUCAACAGCUUUCGAAACUAAUCACAAAACACCAUUCAUAUCUAUGUUUGAAACACCAUAUAAUACAGCAUUUCAAACAGCAUUCGAAACAGCAUUUGAAACACCAUUCAUUACAGCCAAAGAAACAGAAGAAAUCCAAGAUAUUCCUAUUCCUAUCCCAGAACCUGAAAAAAGUUCAAGUUAUGUUUCUAGUUCAUCUUCUAAGUCAUUGCCUUCAUUACAAUCUUCUUCUGUUUCAAGUUCAUCUACACAUUCUGUAUCUUCAUCAUCAUCAGGACAAGAAUCAGGUAAUAAGCCAGGCAAUUACAAGCUUGAUUCUGAUGCUUCUAAUAAAGAAAAGAAUAAGAAGUCAAUUAUGUAUGGUAUAAUCGGUGCAGUUCUUGCAUUAAUUAUUAUCAUUGCAAUCAUUGUUGUAGCAAUAUACUUCUACCAUAAGAAAGAUACCGAUGUUGAAUACAGUUCUACGGAUGAAGAAAUGGUUGUUGAAACAGUUAUUUCAACAACAACAACAGCAGGAGAUGCAACAGGAAUAACCAUUGAUAACCCAUUAUGGACAACUACUGUGAAUGAUGAUUCUGAGGAUGUGUUCAAACAAGAUUUCGAAGAACGAAGAGUUGAUAUUAAUAUAUAUGAAGUUUAA
Trichomonas vaginalis G3 is the source of this 2112-nucleotide messenger RNA. Its product is annotated as bifunctional inhibitor/lipid-transfer protein/seed storage 2s albumin superfamily protein family. The transcript has a single exon. NCBI's taxonomy places the organism in Eukaryota, Parabasalia, Trichomonadida, Trichomonadidae. The record is from RefSeq and is a predicted model, not a curated record. Bases 1 to 2112 code for a protein of 703 amino acids.